CUCAGGCCUCGGUUGCUUUGGUCGAGCGCUCACCUCGAUUGGUCGAGCCUGAACCGUCAUGGCUGCGCCCAUGUAACUUAGCGCCACCGCAGCUGGGUCAGUGGCGGCGCCGGCCCGCGGGGUUAGGAGUCACCAUGCUGCGGGCGGCGUGGCGCUCGCUAGGCUCCGUUCGUGCUCAUGCAGUGGCACAGGCUCCAGUGUCUGCGCUGCGGGGCGGAGGAAGCGCCAGUCUGGCCUUAGCACGCUGCGGCCUGCAGCCUCCGAGUCUCCUGCAGGCCGUCCGCGCAUACGCCAUCCAGAAACCAGUCCAGCCCAACCAAGAUGAUGAGCCACCCCCUUCCACAUUCAUCAAAGAAUACAAGGACAUCAUCCCCAGAAUGGAGAAGGUUGAUGAUGUUGUGAAAAGAAUCUUGUCUUUAGAAAUGGCCAACAAGAAAGAGAGGUUGAAAAUCAAACAAGAACAAUGGAUGAACAAGAUUUCAGAAAACCCUGAGGAUUCCAGAACCUUGGAGGCUCGAGUUGUUGCCUUGACUGUCAAGAUCCGCAGUUAUGAAGAACAUAUGCAGAAACAUCGAAAGGACAAAGCCCACAAACGCCAUCUGCUGAUGAGCAUCGACCAAAGGAAAAAGAUGCUCAAACUCCUCCGGCAGACCAACUAUGAUGUCUUCGAGAAGGCGUGCAGAGAGCUGGGGGUGGAAUAUACCUUACCCCCUCUGCACUUCCAGAAGGUCCACCGCCGCAUCCUUGCCAAGAAGGCCCUGUGCACUCGGGUUUUCCAGGAGGUGCAGAAGCGGAAGAAGCAAAGAAGGGCCUUAAAAGCUGCUGCAGUGGCUGCCAAAAAACAAAACAGCCAGGGGGUGCCGGAGAAGCCUUCCCAAACCCUACAAGAGGUGACCAAAGAAAACUAAUAAAGUCCGUUCUGCUUGGAGAGUGA
Peromyscus leucopus (white-footed mouse) is the source of this 934-nucleotide messenger RNA. RefSeq names its product mitochondrial ribosomal protein S15 (gene Mrps15). Gene Ontology annotation, biological process: translation. The record is from RefSeq and is a predicted model, not a curated record. The coding region runs from base 135 to 908 and encodes 257 amino acids. Lineage: Eukaryota; Metazoa; Chordata; Mammalia; Rodentia; Cricetidae. Gene Ontology annotation, molecular function: structural constituent of ribosome. The transcript is spliced from 8 exons. Gene Ontology annotation, cellular component: ribosome.